AUGCAUGUGGAUGUCGAUCAUUCAAAUGAGGAACACAAGGUGGUACUGGAACGCAGUGACCAGGAGGCUGCUGCAAGGGCAUCAAGGUACAAUCGUCAGAAAAAGGAGCGAAGUGAGAUACCGUGCCCUGUAGUUAUCACCAUCUACAACAAGCACAAGGGCGGUGUAGACCUUUUAGACUCCCUCAUCUCCGUUCACCGUCCCUACCUGAAAUUAAAGCGAUACUAUUUUCGUGUUUUUCUGAACAUCCUUGACUUGACAGCUGUAAAUGCUUGGUUGCUAUACAAGAGGAAUGCCUUGAGCAAAAAAGAUGAGUACGCAGAAAGGGCCGACUUCAAGAUGGACCUGGCUGCAUCACUCUGCAAGGCUGGGAAGACGGUGGUGAAGAAGCGAGGAAGGCCUAGCAACGAGUCAAUAGAACAAGCCUCUCAGGAGAAGAGAAAAAGGGGACCAACAGAUCCAGCUCCAACUAAAGACGUCCGGCUAGAUCAGGUUGGUCACUGGCUCCUUUGGAACCAGAAGCGGCAGCGCUGCAAGUUUCCAAGCUACACGGGAAUCUGCAUGAGCUACUGCGUAAAGUGUGAAGUGCACCUCUGUUCGACAAACAAGAGCAAUUGCUUUUUUUGCACCAUUCGCCACCUCGCAGGAGGUGAUGGAUACAAGUCCCACUUCUUUGGCGCCUCAGACACCGAAGGAUAG
This is a messenger RNA of Rhipicephalus microplus (southern cattle tick), 699 nucleotides long. RefSeq lists its product as uncharacterized. The record is from RefSeq and is a predicted model, not a curated record. NCBI's taxonomy places the organism in Eukaryota, Metazoa, Arthropoda, Arachnida, Ixodida, Ixodidae.